Molecule: messenger RNA, 1053 nt
Organism: Saccostrea cuccullata (small rock oyster)
Lineage: Eukaryota; Metazoa; Mollusca; Bivalvia; Ostreida; Ostreidae
Product: enkurin domain-containing protein 1-like
Exons: 6
Coding region: 33-875 (280 amino acids)
Cellular component (GO): cytoplasmic microtubule
Source: RefSeq, a predicted model, not a curated record
UACUCCAAAUCAGAGAUUGAAAACACAAAAACAUGCACGGAGGAGGAAUGAUGAUGGUUUCUGGUAGUGGCUAUGGCCAAACACAUUUUGGAGGAGGGCGCCCAGAAAGCAGAAUGCGAGACCAUUUAAGUGAAAAUGUGAGGAGGAUGAGACAAAUUCAGAGACAGUCUAAAGAGAGAGAAGCCAGUGCACAUCAACCAGUCAAAGCACUAUGGAAAUCAGAAAAAUACAGUGGAAUUACAUCAAAAAUUAAAGAUGACAUACAGAGGCCUCCAUCUGCUCCAAGGCCUAAGUCAGCUAAUUUCCUCCGAGCACACUCAAGAAAUGGUCCCUCUGUAAAAAAUGUUUCUCGUCCUUGUACCCCAGACCCACCAGCAGAGAAACUUACUGUCCCUCCAGCCAGAUGUUCCAGUGAGAUUAAAUUUCAUAGAAAUAACUUAGACUUUAUCAAAAUCAAUGGAAUAUCAGCAAAACACCAGAUGAUGAAGAGAAGUCCCAGUGUGAAUGCUUUGGAUGAGUUAAAAAAGAAAGAGGAAGAAGAAUAUGGCAAGCAUCAGAGAGGAGAGGUUCCGAAAUACCUAAAAGUACGCAAAGACCAGUGGAAGAAAGAAGAGAAGGACAGGAUAGCUAACACACCAGACCCAGAGAUGCCUCCCGGUCAUCGACUACUGCCCGAGAAAGAACGUCAAGAAACUCUCAAACUUCUACUCAUAAAGGAAAAAGAACUAGUGAAUGAACUGAGUGCUCUCCCUCUACGUAUGGACACUUUUAGAAUCCGCUCACAAAAGCAAGAACUAGAGGGUAAAAUAGCCGAGAUUGACGAGGCCAAGAAAAUAUUCAACCGUCCCAAGGUGUUUGUGAAAGUCGACAGUUAAAGUAUUAAAACCUGUAAAUACCUGUAAUGUGAUACUGACUGAAAUAUUUGUUUCAAUUUUGAAGCAUUUGUGUAAAGGCAUUCCUUUUAUGUAUAGAUACAUUUGUAGAUGAUGUAUUUUACAUUGAUUUUGACCUGCUGAUAUGAUUUAUUCCUUGAUGAUUGUUAUAUUAUCAUUU